This is a messenger RNA of Sporisorium graminicola, 1182 nucleotides long. RefSeq lists its product as uncharacterized. The coding region runs from base 1 to 1182 and encodes 393 amino acids. The transcript has a single exon. NCBI's taxonomy places the organism in Eukaryota, Fungi, Basidiomycota, Ustilaginomycetes, Ustilaginales, Ustilaginaceae. The record is from RefSeq and is a predicted model, not a curated record.
AUGUCGUCUUCGCCGCGAAACUAUCUUGUCUGGGGCGCCAACGGCGUUUCCGGUAUCGCAGCGCUUCGAGCCCUUGUCGAGCAGCCCAAGGCCGUGGUGGGCUCGAUUCUGGCGGUCUCGCGUCGUCCGCCCCAGGUCGACCUCAAAGACCCGCGCAUCAAGUUUUUCUCGAUCGACAUUCUGAACGCCUCUGUCGAUGAGAUUACCGACAAGCUCAAGGCGAACGGUGGCGACAAGGUCAACGCUGCCCUGCACUACACGUACAUCGAGAAGAAGGAUGCUCAGGAGCUGCUGGAUGUCAACCACGUGCUGCUGAGCAAGGCGCUCGAUGCCACCUAUGCGGCGGCUGGUAGCGAGCUCAAGCACUUCCAUCUCCAGACGGGCUACAAGUGGUAUUCGCUCCAUCUGGCCAACAAGGACAUCGCCUCGCCCGUGCCGUACCGCGAAGAUGCGCCGCGUGGACCCACGGACCCGCCCAACUUCUACUACGACCAGGUGGACACCCUCGUGGCGCACGCCAAGAAGCACGGCUAUGCCUGGUCCGAGACACGACCCAAUACGAUCAUUGGCGCGGCCAAGGGCAACUUUAUGAACCAGGCCGUUUCGACCAGCCUCUACCUCACACUCGAAAAAGCCAAGGGCAAGACCGAGGUGCAGUACCCGGGCAACAACCUCAACUGGGACCAGAUCUUUGUCUCGCAGAGCACCGCGAUCAACAACGCGCGUUUCCAGGUGUUCCUCACCGACCCGGCCAACGCGGGCAAGUGCGAGAAUGAAUCGUUCAACAUCGAGGAUGGCGACGAGCGAACGCUGGGCCAGAUCUGGCAAGACCUGGGCAACGAGUUGGAACUCAAGAUCCUCCCGCCCACCGCCUCGGGCAAAGCCGAGUACAACGACAAGCCGCCUAAGCUGAGCCUCAGCCUGGACGAGUGGAGCAAGCGUCCCGAGAACAUCGAGGCGUGGAAGAAGCUGACGAGCGAGAAGGGGGGCGAUCCCAAGGCCUUUGCCGACCAUUCGACUUUUGGCUUUGCCGACUUCACGCUGGGUGCGACGUUUGACCAGAAGGGUAGUCUGGACAAGGCUAGGAAGGCUGGAUGGGAUGUGGUCUGCGACACGGUCAAGGAAGGAUACCUGGAGACCUACCGCUACCUCCAGCAGAUUGGCACGCUUCCCCAGAUCUGA